GAGGUUAUAUUUUUGUGUGAUUAAUUUUCCAGUAAUAUUAAGCAAUUUGGAAAUAUUAUUAAGUAGUAAAGAUCAUUUUUAGUGCGUUUUCCCUAAUAUCAUUUAUUUUCUAGUCAGUAAUAAUGAGUAAGAAAGGUGGAUUUUCCUGCGUCAUGUGCAAAAACAUAUCUGGACGAAAUGCAAGAAUAAAGUUUUUUUGUUUUCCAAAAGAUCCAGAAAUGUCUAGAUUAUGGCUCAAAGCUUGCAAUCGUACGAUAAAUAGAACAACAGAAGAACUGUAUAAAAAUUAUCGAAUUUGUAGUGUUCAUUUCAACGAGAACAUGUAUCUCAAUGACUUAAAAACUAGACUCUUACCUCGAGCUAUACCUAUACAGACUGCAAUAUAGACCUCAAACAUAACAAAUCCAAACUGCGACACUGACAUUAUUUCACAAGAAAGUACAGAAUCUCGACAGCAAUUUCAUCAGGAUGAAUCAGAGAUAGAAACAAAUCAAUUAUAUGGACAAAUGGAAUUAACUGAAAGCAAUAAUUCCACUGAUGGAAUGCUAAUAUUAUCAGAGGAGCGUAAUAUUUCAAGAGAAGAAAUUAAGGAACUUGAUUUUUCAAAAGUACUCAGCAAACAAAUACAAACGCCUCAGAAGUUGUCUCACGAUACACCAAGAAAGAAUAAACUAAAAGCAAGAAUUAUAUCAUUACAGCGAGAAAAGAGAAAGUUGAAAGAACAGUUAAAAAGUGCACUUGAAAAAACAAAAAUUAAGGAGAAUUUAGAAUACUACUGUCAGCUAACCGAUAAAUUUUUAUCUCCUUCUAUAGCAGCUUUGGUGAAGGAACAAGCUAAAUUAAACCAACAAUCAAUAAAAGGCAGGAAAUAUUCUAUGCAAUUUAAACAAUUUUGUCUUAGUAUCUAUUUUGCUGGUCCAAAGAGUUAUAAAGUAUUGCGUAAGGAACUAUUAUUACCAAGUCCGAGAACUCUUCAGCGAUCAAUUGAGUCGUUACAAAUAUCUCCCGGACUUAAUGAUUUAGUCUUCGAUAUGAUUAGGAGAAGGAUUGUCAAUUUUACAUCGCUAGAUAGGUUGUGCGUAAUUUAUUUUUAAUGUUAAAUACAUCAUUUUUUGUUAAAUACAUAUAUACAUAUAUGUGAUAUAAUAUGGUAUGUGAUAUAGCUUUUAUGUUAAAUACAUUAUUAUUAUUUUCUGUAUGGUAUAAUUCAAUAUGCUGUUUCAGACAUUAGAAAUGGUUAACAUGUGCAUUCAUAAAUAAUAAAUAUGAAUUAAAUACAUUAAAAUAUAAAAUUAAGUCUAAGGCCGGUAUUCAUAGUCCGAUCUGAUAAUAAAGAAUUUUAUAGAAAAAUUCAAGGCUGUAUCAUUCCUCACCGUCACAAUGAUAAAGAUCAUUACAAAUUUGUACAAAGAUGCUAUGUAGGAAAUGAGAUAUUUUAUUAUCAUCACAGAUAAAUUUAAGACAAUUUUCAAUGUUAAUCCAUCUAUAAAUGCCGACUUUAGUAUUAUAUUUGAAUUAAUUUUUCUCCUCU
Molecule: messenger RNA, 1531 nt
Organism: Temnothorax curvispinosus
Lineage: Eukaryota; Metazoa; Arthropoda; Insecta; Hymenoptera; Formicidae
Exons: 4
Coding region: 507-1094 (195 amino acids)
Source: RefSeq, a predicted model, not a curated record